GUGUGUCAGUGGCGGAGGUAGGUGGGUCCGCUCCUCCAGCACCACCACGCAGGAACACUAACGCGCGUCCUAGUCCUCGUCACGCCGUACUCUGCGUCACGCCACACGCUGCGUCACGCCAUACCCUGCGUCACGCCGUACUCUGCGUCACGCCAUGCUCUGCGUCACGCCAUGCUCUGCGUCACACAGACGUCGCCUAUAUAAAAGAGACUAAUUAGGUCUUCUGUUAAGGUUUAUUAAACAUUAUAUUUUUGAAGCACUACAGCAGACCUGGGAGACGCUGAGAUGACCAGCUGAUUAAAUACCAGUGUUGUGACAACUUAGCCCAAGUUGUGGCCGAUAUCUCAAGAGAAAGUGUUGUUAAACAACCCGUGUGUGUGAUGACCACAUAAACAACUACACGUGAUGAUUGUGUAAACCCAACAGGUGACAUAAGACACAAGACACAGGAAGAGAACACCAACAAGAGUGGUGGCCAUGAUGCCUGAGGGCGGGAAGUGUAGGUGAGACGUAGCCGCCACUAAGAAACAAUAAGGGGGUAAGGUUAGCGACACCAUGAAAGGCAGGCGGCUAGGAGACCAGCCAGUGUUCGCCUGCAACCUCGUCUGACCCCUCAGCCUCUACAACCACCACCACAGCCUCUACAACCACCACCACAGCCUCUACAACCACCACCACCACCUCUACAACAACCACCACAGCCUUUACAACAACCACCACAGCCUCUACAACCACCACCACAGCCUCUACAACCACCACCGCGGCCACAACAAUUAGGAACGAAGUAACAUUGUUGAGUGUAGGAAGAAGAAUGAGCGGCGGCGAUCCGGGAGGCCACAAGUGCCGCUUAUGACUGCUUGAGAGACGCAGUCAGAGAUGAGAGGUAGAAGAAUGCGAGAGAUUAUAGGCGGUGUGCGGGCGUGGGUGUGGGCGGUGGUGGGGCUAGUCCUACUAGCCCAGACUACACCUACCCACUCACGCAUCUUCUGUUUCAAUGGCGGCUACUGCGUCUACAACCGCUGCAUCUGUCCGGACGGCUUCUACGGCUCGCGCUGCCAGUAUGACCGGGACGAGUGCGCGACGGACAAUGGCGGCUGUGAGCAGGAGUGCAGGAACACCCUGGGAUCCUUCGUCUGCUGCUGCAGCCCAGGAUACAAGCUCCGCCCAGACAAGAAGUCCUGCCAAGAGGUGGACGAGUGCGAGGACCACAACGGCGGCUGCUCCCACACCUGCGUCAACACUGAUGGGUCCUACGAGUGUCGCUGUCUCCCGCACUACACACUACUGCCAGACGGACGAACCUGUCUUCCUCCGUCAGGCGGCGGCGGCGGCUCCGUGUCCAGAGUGAGCUGCGAGGUCCGUAAUGGCGGGUGUCACCAGCUGUGUCACGAGCACCUGGGGCGUGUCACCUGCUCCUGCACACGAGGGUAUCAGCUGAUGGCGGAUAAGCGUCGAUGCGCUCCCAUCAAUCCCUGUGCCAUCGACAAUGGCGGCUGCCACGACCGCUGCUACGUCGACCAGGGAAGGGUGCGUUGCACCUGUCGACCAGGGUACGACCUGGCGGACGACCAGUCGACCUGUAUCGACCAGGACGAGUGCCAGACGACACCGGGCAUCUGUAGUCACCAGUGCCGCAACGUCCAGGGGUCCUUCCAGUGCCUGUGCUACCCAGGCUAUGAACUGGCGACUGACAGAAGGUCGUGUCACAAGGUGGAGGAGGUCAACGCUUGCCUCGUCAACAACGGCGGCUGUGGACACCUGUGUCGCCAUGACCACGUCUCAGGAGCAGUCUGCAGCUGCCACCCUGGCUACAGCCUCCAGCAGGAUGGCAAGACCUGUCAGGACGUGAACGAGUGCCUGGUGGGGGGACACAGGUGCCAGCAGCAGUGUACUAACACCCCGGCAGGGUACACCUGUGCCUGCGCCUCCGGCUACACCCUCAGCAGCGACGGCUUCUCCUGUACAGAUGUGGACGAGUGUAGCCUCGGGCGGGGAGGCUGCGACCACUACUGCACCAACACCCAGGGCUCCUUUACCUGCUCCUGCGGCAGUGGGUACACCCUGGUGGACGACACCCGCUGUGUGGUUCCUCCCAGACGCUUCGACGAUCACACGCCAAAAGUUGACCUUGAAAUGAUAGAGAACGACUUGCUGCUGGUGGAGGACGACCUCUCGGGAGCGGAAGAGGACAUUUCAAAGAUGGAGAACGACCUGGAGAGUGUGGGAGGAGGACGGACGACGAAGGAGGAAGAGGAGGAAGACCGUAGGUGGAGCGUGGACGAGAGGCGACGCUGGGGCAAUGACAAUUUCGAGGGGCCUAAGGAAGAUGGUGGAUGGACAACAAACGAGAAGGCUUUAGAGACUAACCAAGAUAGGCGAUGGGAGACAAGUGGAGAAAGGUCGGGAGGAGGAAGAGAUAGAGGUCAGAGAACGGACCGAAUAGAUGUGAAUAGAGGAUGGAAUGCGGAGGACAUAAGCCCACCAGAUGAAGAUAGACGAUGGAGAAUAGAUAGAGUAGAUGAAACAAAAUGGUGGAGCUUAAAUCGAAGUGAAACAGGAGACAGAGGGAGGAGGCCGGGAGGGGCAGACGGUAAUUGGCGCACAGACCAAACAGACGAGAGAAGAUGGGACAGGAACGGUGCAAGACCAGAUGAAGGAAGAGGAGGAGGAGGAGGAGAUGGGUGGAAAACAAACCAAAAACAGGAACGAAGACGGUGGUUUGUGGAGCAAAAUGCUUCAUUAGAAGAUGGAGGGCCGGCGGGAAGGGCGGAGGGGGACAGAGAGCACUGGAGGGUGGAGGAGACCAAUGUGACGGUGGUGGCCGCGACCCGCACCACACCUCCGGAUGUCCUCGUGCCGGAGGUGACGCCGCUCUGGGAAACUGACGAAGAAACUCUGCAGAUAGACGAAGGCAGGUGGGGGAUAGAUGAAGAAAAGUGGAGGAUGGACGAAGAGGAGGACAUAAAGGAGGAAAAGGAAAUGUCAAAGGUGGGAUCGCAUGUACCAUCAGGGGGAGAGGAGACCACUACCCCGAAAGAUAUGGAAGAGGUGCCACCGACAACGGAAGAGGAGCGUGAUAACAACCUGGUGACCAUCGCUGAACACUCCAUCAACCUCACUACAGUACACCAAAAAGUGUGUCCGGAGGGAGUGUCUGGUCCAGGAUGCAAGGUGAGGUGUGCAGAGUGCCCCGGGGAGUGUGGUGAGGAAGGGUGCCUGUGUCCUCCAGGCACACAGGGCAUCACUUGUCAGCAGCCAUGUCAACAGGGUUUCUAUGGGUCAGGGUGCCAGCAGGUGUGCCAGUGCCAGAAUGGAGGCACCUGUGAUGCUGUGAGCGGGUCGUGCACCUGUCCUCCAGGUGUCUCCGGGGACUUCUGUCAGGACGGCUGCCCCGCAGGGUACUAUGGUGGCACGUGUCGUCGAAGGUGCCCCAUGCCAUGCCCCAACAACCGCUGCAACAAGCACUUCGGCUUCUGUGAGUGCGGUCCGGGCCGCAUCGGCCCCACCUGCAACAGUCCCUGUCCAGCCUUCACCUGGGGGGCCAACUGCCGCGACCAGUGCCACUGCCAGAUCCGCUCAACUGACCUGUGCCACCCAGAGACAGGAGUGUGCGAGUGCCGUCCCGGGUAUGUGGGCGUCGACUGUUCCGACGAGUGCCCGGCUGGGCACUGGGGCGCCGGGUGCCGCCACAAGUGCCAGUGUGACAAUGGUGCCACGUGCCACGGUGCCACGGGAACCUGUAUCCACGACUGCCCGCCGGGACUCACAGGACACGACUGUAAGACACCGUGUGACGAAGGUCAGUUCGGGCCUGGGUGCGUGGAGGCCUGCCAGUGCGAAGACCGACCGUGUGACCCUGCCACCGGAGACUGCAGGUGUCCGUCAGGCUCCCACGGACCUCUCUGCCUUCAGCGCUGCGAGGAGGGCCGCUGGGGAGAGAGCUGCCUGAAGCAGUGCCAGUGUCACGGGAACGCCACCUGCGACCGCGUCUCCGGCGAGUGCCUCUGUCCCCCAGGAUUCAUGGGCGAGGAGUGUGAGGAGCCGUGCAGCGCCGGCCGCUGGGGGAAGGACUGCCGACUGACGUGCAGGUGUCUUAACGGCGCCUCCUGCAACCCCGUCACAGGCAGGUGCGAGUGUGGCCCAGGCUUCACGGGGCACUACUGUGGCCAGCCGUGCCCCCCGGGACUCCAUGGACCCGAUUGUGCCUUCAUGUGCCAGUGCCCCGACGGUGCUCCUUGUGACCGGGUGACGGGGCAGUGCCAAUGUGACCCCGGGUGGACUGGGCGAGACUGUUCCCUCCGGUGUGCCGAGGGCCGCUACGGUGCCGGGUGUAGACAGUUCUGCACCUGCGGCCAGGGUGCCCAGUGUGACCCCUCCACCGGCGCCUGCGUCUGCCUUCCUGGAUGGGGAGGUGUGGAGUGCUCGGAGCCGUGUGCCCCGGAGUCCUGGGGUCCUGGGUGCCUCCAGCGGUGUGUGUGUGUCGCCGGGGCCACAUGUGACCCUGUGACAGGUGCCUGCAGGUGCCCCCCGGGCCGGCACGGCCACCACUGCAUCCAGAUGUGCCCGCCGGACCGGUGGGGAGACAGCUGCCAGCACACGUGUCUCUGCCACAACGGAGGCACGUGCGACCGUGUGUCUGGGGCUUGUGUUUGCCUCCCUGGCUACACUGGCGCCAGGUGCCAAGACAGAUGCCCCGCAGGGACCUAUGGCGAAAGAUGUCACUACAAAUGCACCUGCCUCCAUAAUGCCACUUGCCAUCACGACACUGGCGUCUGCAUCUGUCCUCCGGGUUAUACGGGAACUAUGUGCCAAAUGGAAUGCAGUUCAGGCAAGUACGGUCUCGAGUGCCUAAGUGAGUGCCAAUGUCAGAACGGCGGGAGCUGCGACGCCGUCACGGGUGCCUGCGUGUGUGCCCCCGGCUGGCGUGGACAACACUGCAACAAGCCCUGUCACCAAGGGUCGUGGGGAGAUGAGUGUGGAGGUGUGUGCGACUGUGACCACGGUGCCACCUGUCAUCACGUCACUGGUCAGUGUCAGUGUCCUCGAGGCUUCACGGGUGACAGGUGCCAAACAGUGUGUCCUGCUGGUUUCUACGGGGAGGAGUGCAGGGAAAGGUGCAGGUGUGGGCCAGGCCAGCCGUGUGACCAUGUGUCCGGCGCGUGCAUGUGUCCUCCAGGGCGCCGAGGGCAACAGUGCCAAGAGUACUGUGAGGAAGGGUGGUGGGGAAAGGAGUGCUUGCAGGAGUGCCAGUGCCCAGAGUCGGCCCUCUGCGACCCCAUCAAUGGCACCUGCUACUGCCCUGCUGGACGCCGUGGACGACACUGUAGAAGAUUGUGUCCUCAGGGCCGUUAUGGAGUGGGCUGCAAGCAGAAGUGUCAGUGUGGCAAUGGAGGUACAUGCGAUCCAGUGACUGGUCAGUGCACUUGUCCCCCGGGUUUCUACGGCCCCACUUGUCACCUCGCCUGCCUCACCCAUGACAACAACACUCACUGCCAUCAGAGGUGUGAGUGUGAGCACGGAGGUGUAUGUAGCGAGGCUGGGGAAUGCCGGUGUCCUGCAGGAUACAUGGGCCCUCGCUGUCAACAUACCUGUCCAAACAACACUUGGGGCCUUGCCUGUGCAUUCAAAUGUCAGUGCCAAAAUGAUGCCAUCUGUCACCCAGCAACGGGCGAAUGUCAGUGUGGGCUGGGAUGGACAGGCAAGAACUGCGACUUGGAGUGUGAACCAGGAAGAUAUGGCCCUCACUGCAGCCUCGACUGUGCCUGUCAUGCCAACACCACCUGUGACCGAUUCUCGGGGUGCUGCGAGUGUGGUCCUGGGCGCUAUGGCCGCUACUGUGAGCUGGUGUGUCCACCUGGCUUUUACGGCGUGUACUGUACCGGUGUCUGCGAGUGCCAACAUAGUGCUACGUGUGACCCCAGCACGGGCAAGUGUCACUGUGCUCCAGGCUUCACAGGUCCCACAUGUGACCUUAUCUGCCCAGAAGGAACAUUUGGACCUGGGUGUGAAGAGGAGUGCCAGUGUGGGCCCUACCAAUGUCGUAGGGACACCGGAGAGUGCCUGUGUCCCCCUGGCCUCAUGGGGCCGCUCUGUACCCGGCAGUGUAGUGCUGGAAGGUAUGGUCCCAAGUGUGAACAAGAGUGUGAGUGCCACAAUGGUGCCACCUGUGAUCCUGCUACUGGCCAGUGCACCUGUCCCCCUGGCUGGCUUGGCCCCAAGUGUCAGGAGAGAGAUGUGCUGCCUUACACUCACCCUGACCACCGUGACCGAGCUGACAUUCCUGUGGAAGACAGCUGAACAUUCAUCCCUGUGGAUAGCAGCCAAGUGUCCCUUCAUAAGCAGCUGACAUCAGCAGUCACCUUAACAGAACUCUGACAUCUUGGAGAAGCAGAGUUGCCCUUUAAGCAGGGCUGCAUCUCCUUAUAUAAUCUGCAGAGUCCUUAAAUGGACAGCUGAACUUUCCUUAGUGGAUACUAGUGUCAAUUAAACACUGACUCCUUGGAAAACAGCUAAGUGCUUAAUUUUUGCCAUUGAUAAUUUAAAUGUGUGUAAAGAAAGUGCAGUAUUUAUCACCAUGCUGCACAAAUUCUGCCUCAACAUAAACUACAGAAAUUACAUGUACAACACAUAGAACAUAUGGUAAAAUAAAUGAAGUGUCACUGCUUAGCUGGUGACAACAAAGUGAAGAAAAUUUCCAAAUUUUCAGUGGUGUUAAAAGAAAUUUAGAAUACAAUAAAGAAAGAGUACAUGUAAUUAAAAUAAGCUUAACAUUAAUGAAGAAGUUUGUUAGUAUAAUAGUUGAAUGUCUAUAGACUCACUGCCUGCCUACUGAUGGCUUUAAGUAUAUUUAAGCUGAAAAGAAGUUAUACACUAAGUUAUUAUGCAAACCCAUGACUUUAAUGCAGUUCUCCAAAGCUGCAAGAGUGAAUAUUACAAAAUGUAGCUUUAGAAGUAAUUCCUUCUAUUAUUAUAUUGGUUUCAUGUGUUCAUUAAGUAGAGCAUAUAUAGUCUAACCACUUCAAUGUUAUUCAAAAUUAUUUUAUUAGUCUCGUCAGACUGUAACUCCACUUAUACGUGGAACAUCAACUCGGAUACAUAACAUUCUAUUAAAUUUUCUAGAGCAAUGCAGCAUUAGGGUGGCAAUACAGUACUGUAUUAAGAAAUCCUCCUUCAAA
This is a messenger RNA of Procambarus clarkii (red swamp crayfish), 7175 nucleotides long. RefSeq names its product multiple epidermal growth factor-like domains protein 6. The record is from RefSeq and is a predicted model, not a curated record. Gene Ontology annotation, biological process: heterophilic cell-cell adhesion. NCBI's taxonomy places the organism in Eukaryota, Metazoa, Arthropoda, Malacostraca, Decapoda, Cambaridae. Gene Ontology annotation, molecular function: scavenger receptor activity; calcium ion binding.